This is a messenger RNA of Colius striatus (speckled mousebird), 3227 nucleotides long. It is a transcript of the gene MCAM, whose product is annotated as melanoma cell adhesion molecule. Bases 44 to 1888 code for a protein of 614 amino acids. Gene Ontology annotation, cellular component: plasma membrane. NCBI's taxonomy places the organism in Eukaryota, Metazoa, Chordata, Aves, Coliiformes, Coliidae. Gene Ontology annotation, biological process: angiogenesis. The record is from RefSeq and is a predicted model, not a curated record. The transcript has 15 exons.
CCGCCUGACGUCAGCCCGCGGCCCCGUUCAGUCGCGGGCGGGCAUGGCUGGGGGGCGGCGGGCGGCGGCGCUCGCCCUGCGCUGGGGCUGCUGCGUCCUGCUCUGCUGCGCCGCAGCCAGCAAGCUGGAGGUGUCCAUGCCAGCUGUGGUCGAGGUGGAAGCUGGAGGCGUGGCCAGGAUCGAGUGCAACUUUUACAUCCCUGGAAAUGGUUCCUACACCUACAUCGACUGGUUCUACCUCGACCGCAACAACCGGGUGAGGCUGUGCCACAUCACGGGCAACGAGAUCCUUGAUGUGAACGCAGACUACAAGGGCCGUCUGUCGCUGGGCGAGGACAAGGCCCUCUCCAUCAGCAAGGUGACAGUGCAGGAUGCCAGGACCUUCGUGUGCCAGGUUGGGGUGGGGAGCCAGGAUGUGGCCGAGAACCGCACUGAUCUCCGCGUCUACAAGAUCCCCGAGACUCCUGAGAUCCUGGCGUACUCAGGAGGCAUCUCUGUGCAGAGCAGUGAGAUCCCAGAGAUUGCCCGGUGUGUGAGCAGGAACAGCUUCCCACCCCCCAGCAUCACAUGGCACAAGAAUGAGGAGCAGCUGCAGCCAGAUGAGAAGACGGUGAAGGUCUUGGCCACAGUGACCCGUGAAUCGAGCGGACUCUACACGGUGAGCAGCACCCUCUUUGCCCACGUCGCCCGCGAGGACGCCAACUCCCUGUACCACUGCACCGUGCACCACUGGGUGCGGGGGCAGAGGCGCUCCGUGGACUCACAGCGAGUCAACGUCACCGUCUUCUACCCCAUGCAGCACGUCAGGCUCUGGGUCAUGCCAUCCUCAGCACUGGUGAAGGAAGGGGAUGACGUGAAGCUGGUCUGCGAGGCCGACGGGAACCCACCCCCUGUCUUCAGCUUCUAUAAGAGAGAGCUGGAGGACAACUGGCAGGACCUGUCAUCACUGGUGGAUUCCAACAGUGGGGUGCUGAACUUGCCCAAUGUGAAUAAGAACAGCAGCGGCCUAUACAGAUGCCAGACUCUGGAUUUGGAUGAUAUGACACAGAUGGAGAAGGAUGUGGAGCUUGUUGUGAACUACAUUGAAGGGGUCCGUGUGAAGAUGGAGCCAUCCUCACGCCUUCAGGAAGGGGAUAGUGUGAGACUGAGCUGUGAUGCCCACAGCCCCGUGGACCUGGACUACCAGUGGAGGGAUCAGAAGGGCAGGAAGGUGGCAGAAGGGAAGCAGCUCUUCCUGAGCAACCUCACCUUCGAAACCUCCAGCAACUUCAGCUGCAAAGUGAUGGCCCCAAGCGUGCCAGGGCUGGAGCAGAGCAAACAAGUGGCCGUGGCCGUUGAGGGGAAGCCACGGAUCGUGGCCAUCAGCUCCCCGCUGUACGUGCGGCAGGAUGAGGUGGUGAACCUGACCUGCAAGGCCAUUGCUUUCCCCAGGCCCUCCGUCCACUGGAACAUCAAUGGGACGGCUCAUGAGUAUGUUGAAAAUCAGCACAUUGCCAGCAACCUGACAGUGCGUGUGAGCCACGACCUGCUGCGGGCAGGAGCCAUGUGCCGGGUCUCCAACGCGCUGGGUGUCAGCGAGAAGCACAUCCAGCUGCUGGAUCAAAAGACACCCGAGAGCAAAGGGGUGAUCAUUGUGGCCAUCAUCGUCUGCAUCCUCGUGGUGGCAGUGCUGGGCUCUGUCAUCUACUUCCUACACAAGAAAGGCAAGAUCCCCUGUGGCCGUGCCGGGAAACAGGACAUCACAAAGCCAGAGGCACGUAAAGACAAGAUUGUAGUUGAAGUUAAGUCAGAUAAACUUUCCGAAGAGGCGGGGCUCCUGCAGGGCGCCAACGGCGAGAAGAGACCUGCCGCUGACCAGAGCGAGAAAUACAUCGAUCUGAGAAACUAGAGAAGGAAUCCUACUAAGUGCUUUCUUCCUUCAAACCUUUCCUGCUCUUGGAUUGCCUUAUCCCACCCCUGCUCCAGCACACGGGGAGCACGGCCAGAGAAGAUCCCUGCGCCGCGGUGCUGAGCCCCAGUGCACGGGGGACACUCCCUGCCUCACCCGUCCGUUACCUCAGCCGUGGCCUUGCAGGUUGUCAGCUUAGCAGCACCAAAGCUGCCCUUGCUUACUACUACAGAGAAGCCAACAGCAAUAUUAGAAAGAAAUAUCCCAUUAAGCUACCUGGUGGAAGGAUUUGAGGCACUUUCAGGAAAUGUGGCCUGUACAUUUGUGGGAAGGUUUUGAUGUGUUUUGCUCCCCAAAAGCUGGUGACAUUUUAGUUUUAUUUUUGGGAUGCCCCAGGCACCUUAGGUGUAGCAAUGUGCAGGUUAGAUAAGCAAAAAAUGGAGGUGGUAUGUUAGAGCAGCCUUUGCUAGCUGCUGUGGGUGGGGGUGGGGGGUUAGGGCUUUGCUUUUCCUUUGAACUGUUCUUGUCUGGGUGGUUCAGUGUCCUGGCAGUGUGUGUCCUCCCUGGCUGGGAGCUCCACAGUGGGGGUCCUGGAGGCAAGGACCUGGCAUAGCAAGGACUGGGGUGGGCACAUGCCAGACCAAGGGCUCAUGUUCUCUGUUCUGUAGCAUAGCCUUGCUGCCAUGGGGGAGGGAUUCCCUCUCUCCACUCCCCAGGGGACUGGACUGCUUGUAGGGAUCUGCACAGCUGCUGGGAACAGAGGGUCCCAGAGAUACCUCCCCUCCAAAUUUAAAACUAUUAAUUAGAUCAGGGCCAGUCAGUGAUGUCUCAGGGUUGGAGUUUUUUCUUGUGCUGAACAAUUACCACCCCCAGGUAAAACUGGUUUAUUUCUGUGCUUCAAUGGCACCGCUGGCCCCACAGCCAGGCUGGUGCUGCAGCAGCUGAAUGGUGGAGAGGGGAGACGGGCAAGUGGCCCAUCCCAGCCCUCCGCCUGCAGACGUGGCUCAUGUGCCUCCCUCCUCCUAGAGAUCAGCCUCCUGUAUCCCCUCCUGAGUCUCAUUCACCUCAGUGCUGGGCUGUCCCCAGCCUUCACCAGGGGCUGAGGCCACCACGGCAUGACAGGAGAGGUGUCCCCUUGCACCCCCAGCAUCUUCUGCAGUGCCCUGGCCAGCGGUGAGCUGUACUCGUGAGCUACACAUGGUGUCGAAGCAAAGGCUUUGGUUUAUAUAUAUUUUUGUUGGAUUGUGUGUAUAUUUCCAGAAGUUUUGUCUGAUACUUGCGAGUUUGGGGUUUUUUUUUUAUAUAUAUAUGUGAAAAUAAAGUACCAGUUGAAAGCCAA